Molecule: messenger RNA, 558 nt
Organism: Alosa alosa (allis shad)
Lineage: Eukaryota; Metazoa; Chordata; Actinopteri; Clupeiformes; Clupeidae
Gene: guca1g
Product: guanylate cyclase activator 1g
Exons: 4
Coding region: 1-558 (185 amino acids)
Biological process (GO): visual perception
Cellular component (GO): photoreceptor inner segment; cone photoreceptor outer segment
Molecular function (GO): calcium sensitive guanylate cyclase activator activity; calcium ion binding
Source: RefSeq, a predicted model, not a curated record
AUGGGUCAGUGCCAGAGUGAAGAUGAAGAGGUGGAACUGUCCCAAAUUCAAGCCCUCUAUACAGCCUUCAUGCAGGAAUGUCCAAGUGGAGCUUUACACCUGCAUGAGUUCAGAAAGAUCUUUGGAAUAUCGAGCUCCUCAGAAACGGAGUGUCUUUACAUGGAGAGAAUAUUCAAGUCAUUUGAUAAGAACCGGGAUAAUGUGAUAGACUUCAUGGAGUUUGUAGCAGCAGUGAACCUUGUCCUCAGAGGAAAACUCGAGGACCGACUGAAGUGGUCUUUCAAAGUCUAUGACAGAGACGAAAAUGGCAAACUUGACAGAAGUGAGGUGAAACACAUAAUAAAGAUAAUUUACAAACUCAGGGAAAGCAACACAGACAUGACACCUAAUGAAGUCUGUGACAGAAUCUUUGAACUUGUGGAUUCAAAUAAAGAUGGCCAAAUCACCCUUGCAGAAUUUAUGGAAGGGGCCCAGAAAGAUGACUGGAUUAUGGAGCAGCUCAAACUGGACGUUAAUGCUAGUGGAUGGUUCAAAGAAAACUGGCAAAAGAAAUUAUAA